Molecule: messenger RNA, 1076 nt
Organism: Chrysoperla carnea
Lineage: Eukaryota; Metazoa; Arthropoda; Insecta; Neuroptera; Chrysopidae
Exons: 5
Coding region: 12-1076 (354 amino acids)
Source: RefSeq, a predicted model, not a curated record
UAUUAAAAACGAUGAAAAGUGGAAAAUCAGGAAGACUUUCAAAAAAAGGAGUACCACAUGCAUCAAUCAGAAACACAAUGAAAGAUAUUCCAGACGGAAAACUGUCGGAAAUGGUUAGUGGAGAAAGACGUGAUUUAACAGUAUUCGAAAUACGUGAAGAACUAAUAAAUGGUGUGUUGGACAGAUGCUAUGAAAUAUACAUAGAAAAACAAACAGUAUUAUUUACUGGAUAUUGUGCGUAUUUAGCAUGGAAACAAUUAUUUCAAUGGGCAUUCUUUCCAAGAGACCCUGGUGAAAUUGAUUACACAGAUAGUUAUAAAUGGAUUCCAGAUAAACCUCCAGCACCAUCACCACGUGACACAUGGGCAGGAUAUGCAGUGCCUAUCAUACAAAAACCAAAAGUAGAAGACAAAUAUGCAUCCGUUAAUGAAAAGGAUUUAGCAGAUCCUUGUGAAAUUUACGAUGAACAAGCGAAGACUACUGCACAAAAAGAUACUAGAAAUCCCCGUGGGAGUUCUGCAUCAAGAGACAAACGAUUACCGAAAGAAAAAUCAGAAAUAGCUUUCGAAGAGGUACUCAAAAAGAAAAAACAAAAAUCAACCAAAUCAAUAUCUUCUAUUCAACGUGAUUACGAUAGAAGCAUGUUUACAAAAAUCAAGACCAUGCCUUAUAGUUCAUUACCACCUGCGCCUCCACCUCAUGAAGUUCCACUUCAAGAAGUUCUACAUACUUCACAAGCUAUCGAUGAAACAUUACCGGAACAAAAAUUAAUUGAUCCAACAGUUGCUGUACCACGUAAAAUACAACAUCAAGUAAAUGGACCUUUUCGUGUUCCAAUUGUGUAUCAAGUUCUAGAUGAAAAAGAUCCAUGCCUCGAUCUGGAAAAAACCAAAAGAAAAUCGAAAAGAAUAAUUGCAAAAGAAAUAAAAAAAUAUUCUAAACCAAUGUGUCCAGAUAAAAUAGCAGAGCAAACAAAAAAGGAAGCCGAAGAAGAAUCAUCAAACUCUUCAAUUUCAAGUAGUGAAGUGAAAAUGGUUUUUGAUGAAUCAUUAAAUAAACCUGAAGAAUUUCUUUAA